This is a messenger RNA of Trematomus bernacchii (emerald rockcod), 1548 nucleotides long. RefSeq names its product pancreatic secretory granule membrane major glycoprotein GP2-like. The record is from RefSeq and is a predicted model, not a curated record. The transcript is spliced from 9 exons. The coding region runs from base 54 to 1133 and encodes 359 amino acids. NCBI's taxonomy places the organism in Eukaryota, Metazoa, Chordata, Actinopteri, Perciformes, Nototheniidae.
GUACAGAUGUUCCUCUUCUGGACCACCUGAUCCUGUCGCUGCCAGGUGUGACCAUGUAUCUGGAGCAAGGAGGAAGAGUCCGGGUUGGUGGUGAAGCCCUGGUGCUCAGCAGCACAGCUCAGCUGAUGCACGGCGUGGAGCUCUCCAAGGACCAGACUGGAGUCACUGCUAAGUUCCCGUCCUCCAACAUGACUCUCUUCUUUGAUGGCAACAGCGCACAUGUGACAGGACUUCCUGAAGCUGUAGAGGGUUUGUGUGGCAGCCCCUCCAACUCCAGCUGGACCACCACCCCGACUGCAGAGAAGUCCUCUAUCAGCCUCCCUGGCUGUGAGAUUCAAUACCAGGACUCAGUCGACAGCGCCAUCAACUGCAACCGCUCCACCGACCACUGUAAUCUCAUGAGGCAGCCUCCCUUCUCCGCCUGUCACGAGCACACCGACCCAGAGCCGUACAUCAGCGCCUGCACACACACUCUGUGCAGAUACCCGUCAGUGGAUGGGGUCGACUGCCACUUUUUGGAGGCUUACGCCAAGACCUGCAGCCUGGAAGCCAACGUGACCCUGGAGGACUGGAGGUCAACUACUGGCUGCUGUAAGAUUCUCUAUUUCCAUUCGAGGAUAUUGCACUGGAACUCCUCUGUGGUGCAGCAGCUUGUAUCUGGAGAGUGGAACUACACUCUGACGAUGAGCUCCUUCAGCGACGCCGGCCUCCUGCAGCCGGUCGGCCCAAACACGGAGAUCCUGCUGAACCAGAAGGUCUGGCUGCAGCUGGAGGCGGGGGGGCUGGACGCCAACAUGGUCGCCAUGGUGACAGACUCCUGCUGGGCAACCAAUCAGGCGUCACCUGACAGUAAUCUGCGAUAUGACCUCAUCAUCAACGGAUGUCCGAACCCUGCUGAUGAUACGGUGCAGAUGCAGGGAAACGGACAGGGAACGUCCAGCGUUUUCUCCUUCAACAUGUUCGAGUUCUCUGGAGGAAGCAGUGAAAUCUACCUGCACUGCAAACUGGAGCUGUGCCCCACACAGGGCCAGGCCUGCACUCCGAGCUGUGGGGGGGCAGCUCGCAGGAGGCGCAGAUCUGCUAAAUACGCUGAUGGGAACGCGGCCCUCAUCACUAUGGGAUGGAGAAACUGAAGAGCUUUGCAUGCUGAUUCCUGACGGUGGAAAUGAAGGUCUUGUUGCUGUGAAACUGAGCCGGCACAUUAUCUGAGAUUAUUCCUGAGGACUCCAGUUAUUCUGAGUUUUAACUUCUUUAUGAUGUGGGGGAAAUAAUCAAAAGGGGUUAUUUUACUAUGUGCACUAGUAUAUAUAUAUAUAUAUAUAUAUAUAUAUAUAUAUAUAUAUAUAUAUAUAUAUCAUUUCUUCUUUAAUAUACUGUCUGUUUGUAAAUGUGCACAGCCUGAAAGCUACCUGAGUGUUAAAGAAGGGAAACAGGAAGUGAAUGAGAACUGAAAUGUGGAUGACUACCCAGGAAGAGGAUCAGAUCAGAUGUAAUUCCUCAGAGCACGCUGUUGUACUUUUAUUGUGAUUUUAUUACUAAUGGAACCAA